Oryzias melastigma (Indian medaka) is the source of this 3846-nucleotide messenger RNA. It is a transcript of the gene sack1gb, whose product is annotated as protein FAM83G. The coding region runs from base 772 to 3285 and encodes 837 amino acids. The transcript has 5 exons. Lineage: Eukaryota; Metazoa; Chordata; Actinopteri; Beloniformes; Adrianichthyidae. The record is from RefSeq and is a predicted model, not a curated record.
GAUAACCCCCGCGCGCACACACACAAAUACACAAAAAUGUCUUUUGACUGUCCUGCCAAGAGGGAGGGUGGGGUUUGGAGCCUCCCUUUCCUAACCAAGUUCCGGACACUCCGCCUUUUUGGCCCCGGUGAUCAAGUUUCCGUUACCGAAUUCCUGGAACAGGCAUUCGCCGGUGGACGGAGCGGUCCGCCGGACCUCCAGCCUCUUAAUCGAGUCAAGAAAAGUCAAACCGGCGAAAAUGCUGACGCGGGGAAAAGUUUACAGCUGCCACGUCGAUGACGCUGACUUCAUGUGCGGACAUCUGGGAAGUUAUGGUGUGAAGGAGGAAAAGUGAGCCGUCAGCGCAACAGUUAGGCUGACUCAUGCUGUUUCAACACGACCGGAGGAGGUUUGAUGGCCGCCGCUUCCAUCUCUUGUCCCGCUCGGGACUGACUCACCGGCAGACAGGAGCACACUCAUCCACAGCUGUUUGCCCGCCUCUCGUCUGCAUUGCCCGGGGUCUGGAGCCGCCGCUGGGGCGAUCCAUCCCCUGUCAGGUGAAAGGCGUGGCUCUGGGCGGGUAGGCUUUGUUCCAGCUACACCUGAGUGAAGGAUCCAGUUACUUGAGACUGAGACUCCCGUGAACGCCUCUCCCAUACACCAGUAUCAAACGGACCCAUGUUCUCGGGGUCACGAGCUCUUUUCACGCGGACAUUGUGUGGACCGUAAUGACUCCUAGAGGUUUUAUCGGACCGGAUCGGACCUAACUUUUUUAGGGACCGAACUGGGAUCAUGGCGCUGUCUCAGAUCCAGUGUCUGGACGAUCACCACGUCAACUGGCGCGUGAGCGAGAGCAAGCCCGAGUUUUUCUACAGCGAGGACCAGCGUCUGGCGCUCGAGGCUCUCAUCAGCUCGGGCCAUGAUGCGUUCACGGACUACACCAGCAAGCACGGCGUCCGGGAGUUCCUCUCGGAGCUGGAGUUGGAGCGCAUUGUUCGCACGGCAGAGGCCUACCGGCCGGGGCACGAGCAUCACCAAAAACCGGAGCUGGCGGGACCCGCCGAGGAAGGAGCCGAUGACGGGGAGGUCUCGCUGGAGUACUGGCCGGACCGGUCCGAGGCCUCGGUGGUCGAGCUGGACCUGGGGUGGCCCGAUGCCAUCUCGUACCGGGGGGUCACGCGCGUGACCGUGCACACACAGCCUCCCGCUGACGGGCACACGCACAUCAAGGAGGUGGUGCGCAAGAACAUCGCAUUAGCCCAGAAGGUGAUAGCGGUGGUGAUGGACGCGUUCACAGACGUGGAUAUCUUUCGGGACCUGCUGGACGCAUCCUACAGACGGCGAAUCCCAGUGUACAUAAUCAUCGACCCCGCUGCGAUUCCCUGCUUUCUUUCCAUGUGUGGCAGAGCCAAUAUGCACCGCGGCCACCUAAAGAACCUGCGCGUGCGCUGCUGCGGAGGUGUGGAGUUCUUUACAAGAUCGGCACAGAAGGUGCGUGGAUCUCUAAGCCAGAAGUUUCUCCUGGUAGAUGGAGAUAGAGCCAUCUCUGGCUCAUACAGUUUCACCUGGUCCUCCUCCCGUUUGGACCGUAACCUCAUCACGGUCGUCACUGGCCAGGCAGUGGAGACCUUUGAUGUACACUUCCGCGACCUUUACCUCAUGUCCAGAAGCGUUUCACUCAAUAAGGUUUCCAUGGAAGAUGAACCAGCCCCUGACCCAGUUCCUCUGGUGGCACCAACUCCUGUUCCUGCUUCUGUUGCAAGAAAACUAAUUAACCCCAAGUAUGCUCUUGUGGCCUCGGGCACAAGCCCCACUUCCUCUGAUCAGAACUCCAGCAACAAAAACUCAAACUCUCAGAAUCCCACUGGGCUGAAAGUGAUGAAGGGACAUCUGAAGGAUGUUGUGGAAGAACCGCCCUUGCAUCCUGGCUUAGCCGAUCUGGAGAAAGCAUAUUUGAUCCCGUACCUGCCCACCUGGCCAGAACCGGAUCCUCCAAGUGAUGUGAUUGGCUUUAUCAAUAUCAGGGACGAAAAGAGAGCCCAUAAAGUUCACUUACAGAGGUCGGAGCGGUUUGAGGUCAGUCAGGCUAUCCGCUUUAGCUCACCACUGGCUCCACAAGCCCACACUGAGGAAUCCACUUCAAGUCAGCCUGUGGCAGAGGCUCAAAAACCUAAGGAGCAGUCUGGAAGUACAAGCCCAGAAGCCUUAAGCCCCAAAAGUUUACCCAACCAAACACUUAGUCCGCACACAGCUGAGAACAAAGACAGUACUGAUGCUACGGAUUCCCCUCAAACAUCCCACACUGCUCCAGUCCAGGAGCCCCAACAAACAAACGCACCCGCCUCCUCUUCCCCUUCCAAAGUUAUUGCUGAAGCAAGGACUGCUGCUGACAGCGCUCAACAAAUUUCUCAAGCACAAACUGCUGCUCCCCCUGUUCCUAAACGCCGUACCCUCCAGCUAGUCAUAGAUCCCACCUCUUCUGAGCAGCCUGAUAACACUCAGGUCACUCUAGUCAAAAUGGACCACAAGGAAAGUCUAAAAACGGCCUCAAAAGGGCAGACUCCGAGCCGCCUUCGCCUAACCUCCAGAGACAACGACUCCGGCAGCAACGAGGAGGGCAGCCAGGACAGUACCAAAGUCAUGUGCGACCGAGCCGUCAACGAUGACCCCUCCAGUGCGUCCACAGCGUCAGAGGAGGAACUCUCCGACUACUCACAGCUGCAGCAACACGACCCUCUGACCAACGGAGUGCACCAAGGAUCCAGCCGAGGCAACCAUCAAGGGGAUGGGCUCAACAUAAUGGCCCGCUUCUCUCAAAGCAUGCUGGACCUGCGGGAGCCCAGCCAAUCAGAGGACACGGCUUCUUUGAUUCGUCAGUCCCAGCAGCUGCGCCAGAUGGGGCACCGCUCCCCACACAGACACAUCGGACAGCUGUUCCAGACCUCCAGAUCUCCAGGUCGUGACGCCAGGCUCAAAGGACCCAAAGUAAUCAUUGCUAAACCUGGAAGUUUCCAUCGCCCCAGUCGAGCGGCCGUGCCCGUGAUCGGAGGGUACCGCUACUGGCAAGGCCAGACAGGGCAGUCCGAUUCAAGCCACCUGCAGGUGGAGGGCCGGUCCGGACGCUCCCCACGCCGACACAGCCCGGGCUACAGGAAGGCUGAGCAGAUAUCGCAGGAGCCCAACGCAGAGCCGCCGUCAGGCUUUUUUGGAAUGUCUCUCUCAAAACUUGGCAACUUUAGAAACUCAAGAGCUCGGGGAGGUGCUGCUCAGAAGAAAGUUUCUCAGAAUAAUAAAGCUGUCAGGUAGAACUGCCAGCGAGGAGGAGAUCUGUCUAACUUCUGUGUCAUUUCCAAAGUCUUACAUUCAAGAACUAUUUAUAAUCAUGGAUGUUAGAGUGUGCAAAAUUAACCUGAUACUGACGGAUCAGUUCGGCUUGUGUUUACAAAUGUCGACUAACUGGUUGACAAGGAACUGUUUGAUCGGAUAAUCCGAAUGAUCAGAUGUGGUUCUAUGUUUGAUGAGUUCUGGUUAUUCUUUAGACCCUGUAGUCCUUUCAACUUUAUGUACAACAAAUGUGUGUAGUUUACCUCAAUGGAUUUCCUCCUCUUCUUUCUACUGUGACAGGAGCAUCUGUCCAGCAGACUCAGAUCAAAUACAACUGAGUUUUGUAAGUAGUGUUAUAUCUAAUCAAGCUUUGUUACUGAAGGCAAACAUGAGUUUACUGAUGCAGAGAAGACUGUACUAGCAUUUCCAUGUGUUCAAUUACUAGGCAAUAAAAACAAAAAUGUUUCAAAUGUCAGAAUGUUUGACAUUAAUCAUUGUCACGGGACAAAAAGUGAAUGUUUUAAUAAAAUUACAGAAUGUUAA